Molecule: messenger RNA, 1430 nt
Organism: Triplophysa dalaica
Lineage: Eukaryota; Metazoa; Chordata; Actinopteri; Cypriniformes; Nemacheilidae
Gene: uqcrfs1
Product: cytochrome b-c1 complex subunit Rieske, mitochondrial
Exons: 2
Coding region: 67-888 (273 amino acids)
Biological process (GO): mitochondrial electron transport, ubiquinol to cytochrome c
Cellular component (GO): membrane
Molecular function (GO): quinol-cytochrome-c reductase activity; 2 iron, 2 sulfur cluster binding
Source: RefSeq, a predicted model, not a curated record
CGUCACUGACGUCAGUAGCAGAUCAGGUCGAAAAGGACGCCGCCGCAGCGCCGUUAGCUGAGAAACAUGAUGUCUAUUGCUGCCCGUUCGGGGACGUUUUCCCCGUACCUGCAAGCAACCAACUAUGCUGUUGCAGGUCCACUAAAGGCUUUAAUACCGGGCGUAGUCGUGAAGAGCGAUAAAAUGUUGAUGGACGUCAAGAAACCGUUCCUCUGUCGAGAGUCUUUGAGCGGCCAGAGCGCUAAGACCGGCCUCUCCGUGUCCUCCAGCAUCAACGCUCGUGCUGGGGUGCGUUUUGCCCACACAGACAUCAAGAUCCCGGAUUUCUCUGACUACCGCCGACCUGAAGUAUUGGACCCAAAGAAGUCAUCGCAAGACAGUGGUGAAGCCCGCAAGGCCUUCUCUUAUCUGAUCACAGGUUCCUCAGCUGUUAUUGGAGUCUACACGGCUAAGACAGUGGUCUCGCAGUUUGUCUCCUCCAUGAGCGCCUCAGCCGAUGUGUUGGCUCUGUCGAAGAUUGAAAUCAAGCUAUCAGACAUCCCCGAGGGUAAGAACAUGACCUUCAAAUGGAGAGGGAAACCCCUGUUUGUCCGGCACAGGACGGAAAAGGAGAUUGCAGCUGAGGCUGGUGUUGAUCUGUCUGAGCUUCGGGACCCCCAGCAUGACAAAGACCGCGUUUUGAACCCAUCCUGGGUUAUUGUCAUCGGUGUGUGCACCCACCUGGGAUGCGUGCCCAUCGCUAAUGCUGGUGACUAUGGUGGCUAUUACUGUCCAUGCCACGGCUCUCAUUAUGAUGCAUCUGGUCGCAUUAGAAAAGGCCCUGCUCCACUCAACCUGGAGGUCCCCUACUACGAGUUCCCAGAUGAUGACAUGGUUAUUGUUGGAUAAAGUAAAGAACUGUACUCGCUAAAACCUAUGAUCACCAAACCUAUGAUGUCUGUUCUUGUUUGAUUUGUCCAUCUUACUUCAGACACAAAUUAUCUUCUUUGACUUGGCGGUUAAUUGUAAGUAAUAAAUGUGUAUUUUAUCUGAUAGAAGGCCUUGGUUAUUUAUUCAGUCUCGAUAUGCACGUUUUUGUCAGAUUUGCAAAUUGUUUUAACUUUGCAAGACAGAUAAGGAACGGAUACGAUCUGAAAGCACAGUUUGGAGGUAACAUUUUUGCGCAGCAGAAAGUUAUGGUAAGUGAUCAUUGCAGCAGGGUGUUUUCUUGCUGUAGUUGUAAAACAGUUAUUUUAGCAAUGAGAUGUGCAAGGUAGAAUAUUCUUUUGAAAUUUAUUUAAAAUGUCAUUUUUGUUGCAGGCAGUGGCAUGAUUAAUCAUCAUGAUUAUGAUUACAAUGAAUAUUUUCAUAAGUUAAUAAUAGGCUCUUUAAAUGCGUCAUACAACAAAUGAUGUUCUUACACAUGUUAACUCAAUAAAACAUUUACAUUA